Molecule: messenger RNA, 1789 nt
Organism: Pangasianodon hypophthalmus (striped catfish)
Lineage: Eukaryota; Metazoa; Chordata; Actinopteri; Siluriformes; Pangasiidae
Gene: rrm2b
Product: ribonucleotide reductase M2 b
Exons: 9
Coding region: 127-1176 (349 amino acids)
Biological process (GO): deoxyribonucleotide biosynthetic process
Cellular component (GO): cytosol
Molecular function (GO): ribonucleoside-diphosphate reductase activity, thioredoxin disulfide as acceptor
Source: RefSeq, a predicted model, not a curated record
GCUGCGCAUGCGCAGUGAAACCUGACAGGGCACAGGGGUAGUGUGUGACUCCAUGCCAAUGACAGGAUUAGCUCGACAGAGCCGGCGGAACUACGCAGCUUUUGCGCUGAAAACAAUGAUGUCGUAAUGGAUACAAAUGUGAUGACCACGCGAACCGACUCCAAAGAUUAUCAGAAUGGACACGAGUACAUGGAACCAACGAGCAGUGACGACGAGCCACUUCUCAGACAGAACAAAAAGCGAUUUGUCAUCUUUCCCAUUCAGUAUCCAGACAUAUGGAAGAUGUACAAACAAGCCCAGGCCUCGUUCUGGACAGUUGAAGAGGUGGAUUUAUCAAAGGAUCUGGCCCACUGGGAAAGACUGAAACCUGAGGAGAAACACUUUAUAUCCCACGUCUUGGCUUUUUUUGCAGCAAGUGAUGGAAUUGUCAACGAGAACUUGGUGCAGAGGUUCAGUCAGGAGGUGCAGGUUCCAGAGGCUCGCUCUUUCUAUAGCUUCCAGAUCCUCAUUGAGAAUGUGCACUCAGAGAUGUACAGCCUGCUGAUUAACACCUACAUCAGGGAUCUAAAGGAGAGAGACUAUUUAUUUAAUGCCAUUGACACCUUGCCUUGUGUGAAAAGAAAAGCUGAAUGGGCUCUGCAGUGGAUCUCUGACACAAACUCUACCUUUGGGGAGAGAUUAGUAGCAUUUGCAGCGGUAGAAGGAAUCUUUUUCUCAGGAUCAUUUGCUGCCAUCUUCUGGCUGAAGAAAAGAGGUUUGAUGCCUGGACUCACCUACUCCAAUGAACUCAUCAGCAGAGAUGAGGGUUUGCACUGUAAUUUUGCCUGCCUUAUGUACAGCCACUUGGUGAAAAAGCCAUCAGCCGACAGAGUAAAGGAUAUUAUCACUAAAGCGGUUAGCAUCGAACAGGAGUUUCUGACAGACGCCUUACCAGUUGACCUCAUUGGUAUUAACAGCUCUUUGAUGAACCAAUACAUCGAGUUUGUGGCUGACCGGUUGUUAACAGACUUAGGAAUACCUAAACUGUAUGAAGCUGAAAACCCAUUCGAUUUCAUGGAGUUCAUCUCAUUGGAGGGAAAAACCAACUUCUUCGAGAAGCGUGUUGCUGAGUACCAACGGUUCGGAGUGAUGUCAAAUACAGUGGAUUCUGAAUUCACUCUUGAUGCAGACUUUUAAAGCUUUAUACUGUUAGAAAGAGUAAAUCCUUUCUUCUAGAAAGAAUCUACCUGAGGAAAAUAAAAGUAUUUUACAGAGUCUUUUACACUUUUACAAGCAAACAUAAAUCUCUGGCUGUAUUCUUUACUUUCUGGACCCUAGACUGUUUUUACUGAAUUGCUUCUAACCUGAUGAAAAAUGUAUUAAUGAGUGAUGAUAAAUGCGAAAAGCUGCAGUCUUCAUAUUUGACAGUCUGAGUUUGUAGUGAAACAGUAAUUAUAUUUUUAUUUAGUUAUUUUAUAUUUAAGAAUACUGACAUUAGUAUCUUUUCCCCACAUUAUUUCGUUUUUUUUUUUUUACCAGCUCUAUAUUUUGUUAAAAACAAGUCUAAUGUGGAUGAUGUUUAUCAGUGUUACAUGAAAAAAAUGUAAUGUAAUGUACUGAUAUUAUGAGUGCAGAAACACCUGUUAAUGUUUACACCACACACACUGUCCUUAUUGGUUUUACAGUUUGUUGUUUCAGAGGACAACCAUGGUUUAUUUGGAAUAGUCUAUUUCAUUUAUGGUAUGUUUAUGGUAUGUUCAAGUGAAUUCAGCAAAAUGUUACAAAACAUUAAAUAGAGAUUUAUAGAAAA